AGUAGUGAGCAGGACUGAUGUGCACCCAGAAGGAAUGAAGUAUGGAUGUGAAAGAACGUAGGCCUUAUUGCUCCCUGACCAAGAGCAGACGAGAGAAAGAGCGGCGGUCCACCAACUCCUCCGCAGACAAUGACGAGUGCAGGGUUCCGACCCAGAAGUCCUACAGUUCCAGUGAGACCCUGAAAGCUUUUGAUCACGACUCCUCACGGUUGCUCUAUGGGAACCGAGUAAAGGAUUUGGUUCACAGAGAAGCCGACGAGUACACUAGACAAGGACAGAAUUUUACCCUAAGGCAGUUAGGAGUUUGUGAACCAGCAACUCGAAGAGGACUGGCAUUUUGUGCGGAAAUGGGGCUUCCCCACAGAGGUUACUCUAUCAGUGCAGGGUCAGAUGCUGAUACUGAAAACGAAGCCGUGAUGUCCCCAGAGCAUGCCAUGAGACUUUGGGGCAGGGGGGUCAAAUCAGGCCGCAGUUCCUGCCUGUCAAGCCGGUCCAACUCAGCCCUCACCCUGACAGACACAGAGCACGAAAACAAGUCGGACAGUGACAGUGAGCAACCUGCAAACAAUCAAGGCCAAUCCACCCUGCAGCCUUUGCCACCUUCCCAUAAGCAGCACUCUGCACAGCAUCAUCCCUCCAUCACUUCUCUCAACAGAAACUCCCUGACCAAUAGAAGGAACCAGAGUCCGGCCCCGCCGGCUGCUUUGCCCGCCGAGCUGCAAACCACACCCGAGUCCGUCCAGCUGCAGGACAGCUGGGUCCUUGGCAGUAAUGUACCACUGGAAAGCAGGCAUUUCCUAUUCAAAACAGGAACAGGGACGACGCCACUGUUCAGUACUGCAACCCCAGGAUACACAAUGGCAUCUGGCUCUGUUUAUUCACCGCCUACCCGGCCACUACCUAGAAACACCCUGUCAAGAAGUGCUUUUAAAUUCAAGAAGUCUUCAAAGUACUGUAGCUGGAAAUGUACUGCCCUCUGUGCUGUAGGGGUCUCGGUGCUCCUGGCAAUACUCCUAUCCUAUUUUAUAGCAAUGCAUCUAUUUGGCCUCAACUGGCAGUUACAGCAGACUGAAAACGACACCUUUGAGAAUGGAAAAGUGAAUUCUGACACCAUGCCAACAAACACGGUCUCCUUACCUUCUGGCGACAACGGAAGAUCGGGUGGAUUUACACAAGAAAAUAACACCAUAGAUUCUGGAGAACUUGAUAUUGGCCGAAGAGCAAUUCAAGAGGUUCCUCCCGGGAUCUUCUGGAGAUCACAGCUCUUUAUUGAUCAGCCACAGUUUCUUAAAUUCAAUAUCUCUCUUCAAAAGGAUGCAUUGAUUGGUGUCUACGGCCGCAAAGGCUUACCACCGUCCCAUACUCAGUACGACUUUGUGGAGCUCCUGGACGGCAGCCGGCUGAUUGCCAGAGAGCAGCGGAAUCUGCUGGAGUCGGACAGAGCCGGGCGGCAGGCAAGAUCCGUCAGCCUGCACGAGGCUGGCUUCAUCCAGUACUUGGAUUCGGGAAUCUGGCACCUGGCUUUUUAUAACGACGGGAAAAACACAGAGCAGGUGUCUUUUAACACCAUUGUGAUAGAGUCUGUGGUGGAAUGCCCCCGAAAUUGCCAUGGAAACGGAGAGUGCGUUUCUGGAACUUGCCAUUGUUUUCCAGGAUUUCUGGGUCCGGAUUGUUCCAGAGCAGCCUGUCCCGUGCUGUGCAGUGGCAACGGGCAGUACUCCAGGGGCCGCUGCCUCUGUUUCAGCGGCUGGAAGGGCACCGAGUGCGACGUGCCGACCACCCAGUGUAUUGACCCGCAGUGUGGAGGUCGUGGGAUUUGUAUCAUGGGCUCUUGUGCUUGCAACUCGGGAUACAAAGGAGAAAAUUGUGAAGAAGCUGACUGCCUAGACCCCGGAUGUUCUAAUCACGGUGUGUGUAUCCAUGGGGAGUGUCAUUGCAAUCCAGGAUGGGGCGGUAACAAUUGUGAAAUACUAAAGACCAUGUGUCCAGACCAGUGUUCUGGUCAUGGGACGUAUCUUCAAGAAAGUGGAUCCUGUACAUGUGACCCUAACUGGACUGGCCCCGACUGCUCGAAUGAGAUCUGCUCAGUGGACUGUGGCUCCCAUGGCGUGUGCAUGGGGGGGACCUGUCGCUGUGAGGAAGGCUGGACUGGCCCCGCUUGCAAUCAGAGAGCCUGCCACCCCCGCUGUGCGGAGCACGGAACCUGCAAAGACGGCAAGUGCGAAUGCAGCCAGGGAUGGAACGGCGAGCACUGCACCAUCGCUCACUAUUUGGAUAAGAUAGUUAAAGCAGACAAGAUAGGAUAUAAAGAGGGCUGCCCUGGUCUGUGCAAUAGCAAUGGAAGGUGUACCCUGGACCAAAACGGCUGGCAUUGUGUUUGCCAGCCAGGCUGGAGAGGAGCAGGAUGUGAUGUGGCCAUGGAGACCCUCUGCACAGAUAGCAAGGACAAUGAAGGAGAUGGGCUCGUUGACUGCAUGGAUCCUGAUUGCUGCUUACAGAGUUCUUGCCAAAAUCAGCCAUACUGCCGGGGCUUGCCGGACCCUCAGGACAUCAUUAGCCAAAGUUUACAAUCGCCAUCUCAACAAGCUGCCAAACCCUUCUAUGAUCGGAUCAGUUUUCUUAUCGGAUCCGAUAGCACUCACGUCAUCCCUGGAGAAAGCCCUUUCAACAGAAGCCUGGCAUCCGUCAUCAGAGGCCAAGUACUGACUGCUGAUGGAACGCCACUUAUUGGAGUGAAUGUCUCGUUUUUCCACUACCCGGAAUAUGGAUAUACUAUUACCCGCCAGGACGGAAUGUUUGACUUGGUGGCAAAUGGUGGGGCUUCGCUCACGCUGGUAUUUGAGCGCUCCCCAUUCCUCACUCAGUAUCAUACUGUGUGGAUCCCGUGGAAUGUCUUUUAUGUGAUGGAUACCCUGGUCAUGAAGAAAGAAGAGAACGACAUUCCCAGCUGUGAUCUGAGCGGAUUUGUGAGGCCCAACCCAAUCAUCGUGCCAUCACCAUUAUCCACCUUUUUCAGAUCCUCUCCCGAAGACAGCCCCAUUAUUCCCGAAACACAGGUACUCCACGAAGAAACGACAAUCCCUGGGACAGAUUUGAAACUUUCCUACUUGAGUUCCCGAGCCGCUGGGUAUAAAUCAGUUCUAAAGAUCACCAUGACUCAGUCCGUCAUACCCUUUAAUUUAAUGAAGGUUCAUCUCAUGGUCGCUGUAGUAGGACGACUCUUUCAGAAAUGGUUUCCUGCCUCACCCAACCUGGCCUAUACUUUUAUAUGGGAUAAAACAGAUGCGUACAAUCAAAAGGUCUAUGGCCUAUCUGAAGCUGUUGUCUCGGUAGGAUAUGAAUACGAAUCUUGUUUGGACCUGACUCUGUGGGAGAAGAGGACCGCCGUUCUGCAGGGCUAUGAACUAGAUGCUUCCAACAUGGGCGGCUGGACAUUGGACAAGCAUCAUGUCUUGGAUGUUCAGAACGGUAUACUAUACAAGGGAAAUGGGGAAAAUCAGUUUAUCUCCCAGCAGCCUCCAGUGGUCAGUAGUAUAAUGGGCAAUGGACGAAGGCGCAGUAUCUCAUGCCCAAGUUGCAACGGUCAGGCUGAUGGUAAUAAACUGUUGGCCCCCGUUGCAUUAGCUUGCGGGAUCGACGGCAGUCUCUAUGUGGGAGAUUUCAACUACGUGCGGCGAAUAUUCCCUUCUGGAAAUGUCACAAGUGUUUUAGAACUGAGAAAUAAAGAUUUUAGACAUAGCAGCAACCCGGCUCAUAGGUACUACUUGGCCACAGACCCCGUCACGGGGGAUCUGUACGUUUCUGACACUAACACCCGCCGCAUUUACCGCCCCAAGUCACUCACGGGGGCCAAAGACGUGACUAAAAAUGCUGAAGUGGUGGCCGGGACAGGGGAGCAGUGCCUCCCGUUUGAUGAAGCCCGAUGUGGGGACGGCGGGAAGGCUGUGGAAGCGACACUCAUGAGUCCCAAAGGAAUGGCUAUCGAUAAGAAUGGAUUAAUCUACUUUGUUGACGGAACCAUGAUCAGAAAAGUGGAUCAAAAUGGAAUCAUAUCGACUCUCCUGGGCUCUAACGACCUGACUUCAGCCAGGCCUCUAACGUGUGACACCAGCAUGCACAUCAGCCAGGUACGUCUGGAGUGGCCCACCGACCUGGCUAUCAACCCCAUGGACAACUCCAUUUACGUCCUGGAUAACAACGUCGUGUUGCAGAUCACGGAGAACCGCCAAGUCCGCAUUGCAGCCGGGCGGCCCAUGCACUGCCAGGUCCCGGGCGUGGAGUACUCUGUGGGGAAGCACGCCGUGCAGACCACGCUGGAGUCGGCGACCGCCAUCGCCGUGUCCUACAGCGGGGUGCUGUACAUCACCGAAACCGAUGAGAAGAAAAUCAACCGGAUCAGGCAGGUCACCACCGACGGGGAGAUCUCCUUAGUGGCUGGAAUACCCUCCGAGUGCGACUGCAAAAACGAUGCCAAUUGUGACUGCUAUCAGAGUGGCGAUGGCUACGCCAAAGAUGCCAAAUUAAGCGCCCCGUCCUCGCUGGCGGCUUCUCCAGACGGCACCCUGUACAUUGCAGACCUGGGGAACAUCCGGAUCCGGGCGGUGUCGAAGAACAGGCCUCUCCUGACCUCUCUGAACUUCUAUGAAGUUGCCUCGCCAACUGACCAAGAGCUCUACAUCUUCGACGUCAACGGCACCCAUCAGUACACCGUGAGCUUAGUCACCGGGGACUACCUGUACAACUUCAGCUACAGCAACGAUCACGACAUCACGGCGGUGACCGACAGCAAUGGCAACACCCUAAGGAUUAGACGGGACCCCAAUCGGAUGCCGGUGCGGGUGGUGUCUCCAGACAACCAGGUGAUCUGGUUGACCAUAGGAACCAACGGAUGCCUGAAAAGCAUGACAGCUCAAGGCCUUGAGUUGGUGUUGUUCACCUACCAUGGCAACAGCGGCCUGCUGGCCACUAAAAGCGACGAAACCGGCUGGACGACAUUUUUUGACUAUGACAGUGAAGGUCGCCUGACAAAUGUGACGUUUCCAACUGGAGUGGUCACAAACCUUCAUGGGGACAUGGACAAGGCAAUCACAGUGGACAUUGAGUCAUCCAGCCGAGAAGAGGAUGUCAGCAUCACUUCAAAUCUCUCCUCGAUUGAUUCCUUCUACACCAUGGUCCAAGAUCAACUGAGAAACAGCUACCAGAUUGGUUACGACGGCUCCCUCAGAAUUAUCUAUGCCAGUGGCCUGGAUUCCCAUUACCAGACAGAGCCCCAUGUCCUCGCUGGCACAGCUAACCCUACGGUGGCCAAGAGAAACAUGACUCUCCCUGGUGAGAGCGGUCAAAAUCUGGUAGAAUGGCGAUUCCGGAAAGAGCAAGCCCAAGGGAAGGUCAAUGUCUUUGGUCGAAAGCUGAGGGUGAACGGCAGAAACCUCCUCUCGGUCGACUUUGAUCGAACCAGCAAGACAGAGAAGAUCUAUGAUGACCACCGUAAAUUUCUGCUCAGGAUCGCUUAUGACACAUCAGGGCACCCCACCCUGUGGCUACCCAGCAGCAAGCUGAUGGCCGUCAACGUCACCUACUCAUCCACAGGCCAGAUUGCCAGCAUCCAGCGAGGGACCACCAGUGAAAAAGUAGACUAUGACGGACAGGGGCGGAUUGUGUCUCGCGUCUUUGCUGAUGGUAAAACCUGGAGUUACACCUACUUAGAAAAGUCCAUGGUUCUCCUGCUUCAUAGCCAGCGGCAGUACAUCUUUGAAUACGACCUGUGGGACCGGCUCUCCGCCAUCACCAUGCCCAGCGUGGCUCGCCACACCAUGCAGACCAUCCGCUCCAUCGGCUACUACCGCAACAUCUACAACCCUCCGGAGAGCAACGCCUCGGUCAUCACGGACUACAACGAGGAGGGGCUGCUCCUGCAGACGGCCUUCCUGGGGACCAGCCGGAGGGUCUUGUUCAAAUACAGGCGCCAGACCAGGCUCUCGGAAAUCUUGUACGACAGCACCAGGGUCAGUUUUACCUACGACGAGGCAGCGGGGGUCCUGAAAACGGUCAACCUCCAGAGUGAUGGCUUCAUCUGCACCAUUCGGUACAGGCAGAUCGGCCCGCUCAUUGACCGGCAGAUUUUCCGCUUCAGUGAGGACGGGAUGGUCAACGCGAGGUUUGACUACAGCUAUGACAACAGCUUCCGCGUGACCAGCAUGCAAGGGGUCAUCAACGAGACCCCGCUGCCCAUCGACCUCUACCAGUUCGAUGACAUUUCGGGCAAAGUGGAGCAGUUUGGAAAAUUCGGCGUGAUCUACUACGAUAUCAACCAGAUCAUUUCCACCGCCGUCAUGACUUACACGAAGCACUUCGACGCUCACGGGCGCAUCAAGGAGAUUCAGUACGAGAUCUUCAGGUCGCUCAUGUACUGGAUUACAAUUCAAUACGAUAACAUGGGCCGGGUCACCAAGAGAGAGAUCAAAAUAGGGCCCUUCGCCAACACCACCAAGUACGCGUAUGAGUACGACGUUGACGGGCAGCUGCAGACCGUCUACCUGAACGAGAAAAUCAUGUGGCGGUACAACUACGACCUGAAUGGGAACCUCCAUCUGCUGAACCCCAGCAGCAGCGCCCGCCUGACGCCGCUCCGCUACGACCUGCGAGACAGGAUCACUCGGCUGGGGGAUGUGCAGUACCGGCUGGAUGAGGACGGGUUCCUGCGUCAGAGAGGCACAGAGAUCUUUGAAUACAGCUCCAAGGGCCUUCUAACUCGAGUGUACAGUAAGGGCAGUGGCUGGACCGUCAUCUAUCGCUACGAUGGCCUGGGAAGGCGUGUGUCCAGCAAAACCAGCCUGGGACAGCACCUGCAGUUCUUCUACGCCGACCUGACGUAUCCCACUCGGAUUACUCACGUCUACAACCAUUCGAGUUCAGAGAUUACCUCCCUCUAUUACGAUCUUCAAGGACAUCUUUUUGCCAUGGAAAUCAGCAGUGGGGACGAGUUCUACAUCGCGUCGGACAACACAGGCACGCCCUUGGCCGUUUUCAGUAGCAACGGGCUGAUGCUGAAGCAGGUUCAGUACACCGCCUACGGGGAAAUCUACUUUGACUCCAAUAUUGACUUUCAACUGGUCAUUGGAUUUCACGGUGGCUUGUAUGACCCGCUCACCAAGUUGAUCCACUUCGGAGAGAGAGACUAUGACAUUUUGGCAGGACGGUGGACAACACCUGACAUAGAAAUCUGGAAAAGAAUUGGGAAGGACCCAGCGCCUUUUAACCUGUAUAUGUUUAGGAAUAACAAUCCUGCUAGCAAAAUCCACGAUGUGAAGGACUACAUCACAGAUGUUAACAGCUGGCUGGUGACAUUUGGCUUCCAUCUGCACAAUGCUAUUCCUGGCUUCCCUGUUCCCAAAUUUGACUUAACAGAGCCAUCUUACGAACUCGUGAAGAGCCAGCAGUGGGAUGAUACACCGCCCAUCUUUGGAGUCCAGCAGCAAGUGGCGAGGCAAGCCAAGGCUUUCCUGUCGCUGGGGAAGAUGGCCGAGGUGCAGGUGAGCAGGCGCAAGGGCGGCGGGGAGCAGUCGUGGCUGUGGUUCGCCACGGUCAAGUCACUGAUCGGCAAGGGCGUCAUGCUGGCCGUGAGCCAGGGCCGCGUGCAGACCAACGUGCUCAACAUCGCCAACGAGGACUGCAUCAAGGUGGCGGCCGUGCUCAACAACGCCUUCUACCUGGAGAACCUGCACUUCACCAUCCAGGGCAAGGACACGCACUACUUCAUCAAGACCACCACGCCCGAGAGCGACCUGGGCACGCUGCGGCUGACGAGCGGGCGCAAGGCCCUGGAGAACGGCAUCAACGUGACCGUGUCGCAGUCCACCACCGUGGUCAACGGCAGGACUCGCAGGUUCGCCGACGUGGAGAUGCAGUUCGGGGCGCUGGCGCUGCACGUGCGCUACGGCAUGACGCUGGACGAGGAGAAGGCGCGCAUCCUGGAGCAGGCGCGGCAGCGCGCACUGGCCCGAGCGUGGGCGCGCGAGCAGCAGCGCGUGCGCGACGGAGAGGAGGGCGCGCGCCUCUGGACGGAGGGCGAGAAGCGGCAGCUGCUGAGCGCGGGCAAGGUGCAGGGCUACGACGGGUACUACGUACUCUCGGUGGAGCAGUACCCCGAGCUGGCCGACAGCGCCAACAACAUCCAGUUCCUCCGACAAAGCGAGAUCGGGAAGAGGUAACACCCUGGGCCCCGCGCCCCUUCUUCUGCAAAGAAGGCCAAACCGCGUUGCUGCAUUUUCUCUUGAGCCUCAACCACCCCUUUGCUCAGAUUUUUCUGUAGCACAAUCUGCAUUGGACUCUCCGAGACAGAAGAGCCUCCCAGGAGAAUGAGACUGCUAUUACCAAUCAUCAUCCUCAUCAUCCUACAAAUCCACAAAAGUAAAUAAAUAAAAAGGAGAGGACAACUUUUUUUUUCCUGAAUGACCUUAAAGGUGAUCGGCUUUAAAGAAUAUGUUUACAUAUGCAUAUCGCUGCACUCUCAGUUGGACUGAAAGUAUUAUGAGGAAAGAAAAGAAAAGCAAAGCCUAAACAUUUUGAGAUAGGCUGUCUGUUUCCUUUGAGGCACUGUAGUUAAGGUAAAAAAAAAAGGCAUACAGUGUUUCCAAAUAUUACCGAAUUGUCGACCGUUGCUUACAAGAAGUAGUCUCUCUGCAUAGGAUGUGAUAUAUAUCUCUGUUAAUUUUAAAACGUGGGGCAAAGUUGCUGUUUCUAGACAACCCAACUGCUUCCCCUGUGCUGCUUUGUGGAAGGACAUGGGCACAAGUGACUUCAGCGACAGUGGGGGGAGGGGAUUUAAUAACGGAUUUUACAAUGCUAACAUGGUUUGCCUUGGGGAGGGAAGAACUGGGGAAUAGAAUCCCUGUCACUGAUAAGCAAAGGAAACCUUGAUUUUUUUGUAAAUUAUGUGAGACAAGUUGUUUAUGGAUUUUUAUAUGAAUUACAAUUUACUGUACAUCAAAUAUUAGUCUCAGAGGAGUUAAUUUAUGUAAAGUGUUUAAAAAGUUUAUACUUAAAGAAAUAAAACGAUAAAAACAUGUGACCUGUGUGAUUUUUUAAAAGGAUUGCACCUUUUGUUAUCUGUUAUAGCUGUACAGUAUAAAUUAUUAUAUUGUAGAGAUAUAACAACUUAUGCCUAUAAUGUCCAGAAGUGUUAAUAUUUUUGUAUUAGGUGGAGAACAUGUGCAACUUUCUACCAUUAGAGAUAGGACAUUGCAAUCCUACGUGGGUGGCUAAUUUGAGAACGGCUCUUUUUCUCCAAGCCGGUGCCCUCAACCGUUGGCUACUUGAGACACCAGAGCAGGCGAAGGCUGGUGGGCAGUCCAGGAAAAUCCAUGACACCCAUGAGCAGGGUGAGGGGCUCUCUGGGGAGUUGAUUGGCUUAACAGCUAUUCCUGUUCCCUGGCGUUCAGCUGCAGGAUGGAGGAGCGCACAUCAGAUGCUGGCCAGCAGGGAAGCAUCUCACAUAGCCUUGACCCUAGUAAACACACGUGUCUUCUUAAGACCUGGGGAAGGUGGUGGACCCAGAGGAGCAAUGAGAGCCAGCUGGAAAAGGUCAGGCACACUCUGUUAGGCUUGGGUUUGAACCCUCAGGUCAUGUCGGGGAGAGGUGGGGUACCAAAGAAGGAGAUAAAAACGUUCCUGUGAGCCCACAUGACCAACACCUCCCCAGCUCCCCACCCUAAUCUGUGCUGGGGAAGCCCGCAAGGCAAAUCCAGCUGGAAGUGGCCUGACAGCCUCCCCCCUCCUGCUCCACGGGGGCGGGAGCGUCGCCGCUGCCAUCUGAUCUGCACUUCGGCACCCGCCCGGCCGCUCUCUCAAAUCUCCUUCAUGAGCACUAAAUUCAGCCACAAAAAAAAUAUUUUUAGAAAAUAUUUCUCAGUUCAUUGAGCUAUAGUACACACUGUUUUCCUCUAUGUAUAAUGGUGAUAAAAUAUAGCAAGUGAACAUGUCGUAAAUAUAAAGGUUCAAGUGAUGUAUUGAAAAUAAUUUUCUAACUGCUUUGUAUGUAUCACAUACUCUAAAUUGCACAGUAGGCGUGUUAAUAAACAGAUUGGCUGGGAGAGUUUCAAAAUAGCGACUGAGUUUCCGGCAUCAGUGCUAUGACUGUCUUUGUGUAUUUGGUAGAGCAUACCGAAGUAAUUAAUCUUCUAAUGAAUGCUGAUAUUUUAUUAGAAUGAAAGCACAGAUUAGCAUUAAUAUUUUUUAUCCUGGAAAUCCUUUGGCGAGUGUGACGAAGCCCAAAUUUAGGAAACGAUGAGAUUUCAAACCACACGAACAUGGCUGUUUUCCAUUUUAUUUUUAACUCUUAGUGUAGGUAUUGCAGUUCUGUCUGGUGGAGCGUCCGCAGGACUGUAUGUAGCAUGCUGUAAGUACUUUUGGGUGAAAUAGGCCCUGAGUCUAACUGCGCAGAAACGUUCCUCACAUGGUGACCGUGAAAAGCGUGUGCCACGUGACAGAAGUGACGUCAUAGGCUUGGCCUCUUCUUCACAUGGACUGGUCCUUUCCAGUGGGGCACCGAGAAGUCACAGAUUUGGAGCAGUGUAGCUCCUGGUGCUUAUUUUAGAUGAAGUCAAAUCAACCCAAUUAGUGUCUUGUUAGUAGGUAUAACGAGCCUAUUUCUUUCUAAAAAGACUUGUGAUCUGGACAUGCUUUUACAAGAAAUAGUGACCUUGGGGAAUAUGUAAACAAAAGAACAUUUUUUUCUAAUAGUUUGGGGGAGGGUAGGGAACUAUAUAAUGAAAAGAAUUAGCUUACAGGAAAAAAAAUUGAUAUUCAAAGUAUUUUAGGCAAAGCCAGUCAAAAAUGCUUUCAUGAUAUUUUGAGAUGUAAAUUUGUCUGAUUUGUAUUGUUCUUUUCAUUUGCCUUCUUAACUUUAUAUGUGACCUGAAUUUUCCAUAACUUGAUGACUAUAGAUUGCAUCUAGGCAUUCCAAUAAAAGCCAACCCAAUGUG
Molecule: messenger RNA, 10982 nt
Organism: Echinops telfairi (small Madagascar hedgehog)
Lineage: Eukaryota; Metazoa; Chordata; Mammalia; Afrosoricida; Tenrecidae
Gene: TENM3
Product: teneurin transmembrane protein 3
Exons: 30
Coding region: 42-8210 (2722 amino acids)
Biological process (GO): heterophilic cell-cell adhesion; signal transduction; neuron development
Cellular component (GO): membrane; neuron projection
Molecular function (GO): protein heterodimerization activity; cell adhesion molecule binding; protein homodimerization activity
Source: RefSeq, a predicted model, not a curated record